Molecule: messenger RNA, 854 nt
Organism: Populus nigra (black poplar)
Lineage: Eukaryota; Viridiplantae; Streptophyta; Magnoliopsida; Malpighiales; Salicaceae
Product: probable transcription repressor OFP9
Exons: 1
Coding region: 204-674 (156 amino acids)
Biological process (GO): negative regulation of DNA-templated transcription
Source: RefSeq, a predicted model, not a curated record
GCUCACAUCAUAAUCACUAGCUCAAUUAAAAGACCAAAUGUGCUUGCUUUUCUUUCUCAGACAACCUACCUACUAAUCUCAUAAGUUAUGUGUACCUCUUUCUACAUUCAAGACAUAAUCAUGCCUGAUCUGACCCACUUGCCAAUUGUGCAUAAAUCAUUUUGUUUUUGUGCAACUCUUCCUUCAUAGCUCCCUGGUUCAGGAUGAAAGCAUCCAGGGUAGACAAGAAGCAAAAACUUCAGCAAAGAGGAUGCAAGGCCUUUUGUUGCAGUUGCAGGCUAAGUGUCUCUUCUUCUGAGGAAGCUGAGAGCUCGAAUCCCGAUCGGUUUGCAUCGAUCUCAAGCCUGGCACAUGCGAUGGUACAAGAGAGACUAGACCAGAUGAUUAGAGAAAGGCAAGAGGCAAGACAAAGAGAGAGAAGAAGGAGACUAAGAAGUGAUGGGACCAAGUUUAUAGUAAUGGUAGCUAUGGAGAAAAGCUCUUACGAUCCAAGAGAAGAUUUUAGAGAGUCCAUGGUUGAGAUGAUCAUGGCAAACCGGCUACAAGAGCCAAAAGAUCUCCGUAGUCUGUUGAAUUAUUACAUGUCAAUGAACUCUGAAGAGUAUCAUGGAAUGAUACUGGAAGUUUUCCAUGAGGUUUGCACCAAUCUGUUUUUAUGCUGUAAAUGCCAUUGAUGGACAAUCUUGUGAAAUCUUUUAGAUGUUAGUGUUGUUAGUCAGCAUUCUCGGCGGAUGGUUACUCGGAAGGUUCAGUCCUGCCAAGUAAGAGAGUAGUCUUAUGUUAAUAAGUAUGCUGUAAUGCUACAACAAACAGUACUAUUCAAAGCUCAAUCAGAAUAGUCAAAAGGUUAUUUA